AUGGAGGCGAUCUUCUCUGAGACGCCGAGCAACAUUUCCUCUAUUGUAAACUCUUCGUCUUCAGUCUCCGAGUCAAGGAAUGAGGCACUGAUCACAUUACUGCUUGGCACCAUUCUGACCAUGAUGUGCCUGAUGGGGAUUGCAGGUAAUGUCUAUAUCCUGGUGGUGAUGACCCUAUCCAUGAGGUUUACUGGUUCCAUGUAUGUGUAUAUUGUAAAUUUGGCCUUCGCUGAUCUUCUUUAUCUCUCCACCAUCCCCUUUGUGGUGUGCACCUACUUCAUGAAGGACUGGUACUUUGGAGAAGUUGGCUGUAGGAUCCUUUUCAGCUUAGACUUUCUGACCAUGCAGGCCAGCAUCUUCAUCCUGACUAUUAUGAGCACUGAGAGAUACCUGGCAGUGGUCAAACCUUUGGAUACUUUGAGGAGAAACAGGGCCUACAGAAGGAUCAUUACUUGUGCAGUUUGGUUCAUGUCUUUUGUCCUCGCGCUUCCAAGCAUGAUAAUGAUUGAUCUCCGAGAAUUUGACAAGAAUGGGGCAAUAAAACGUAUGUGCCACUCUACAUGGCCACAAAAAGCAUACAAAGUCUAUCUGACUGUACUUUUCCACACCUGUAUAUUGGCUCCAGGGAUAGUAAUUGGAUUCUUGUACAUAAAGUUGGCCCGUACUUACUGGAUGUCCCAAACCACGACUUUCAACAACAGAGAAGUGAAGAGGUCCCCCAAACAGAAGAUCCUCUAUAUGAUUUUGACUAUUGUCCUUGCCUAUUGUGUCUGCUUCUUGCCUUUUUGGGUAUGGCAAUUGUUCACUCUCUAUUACAACGAAACUGCAAAUCUUGCUCCCAAAACCACUGCCUAUGUUAAUUUUUUUGUAACUUGUUUGGCAUACGGCAACAGUUGUAUCAACCCUUUCCUCUAUACCUUACUGACAAAAAAUUACAAGGAGUACGUGAGAAAUCAGCAAAGGAAAUUCCUGGAGUUCUCACAAAGGAAACACUACAGGAAUUCAUCCCAAAGAUCAGUGUCUUCUGGGAGUCAACAGUGCACAGAUAAUGUGUCACACAACUAA
Messenger RNA from Carcharodon carcharias (great white shark), 1065 nucleotides. Its product is annotated as urotensin-2 receptor. Bases 1 to 1065 code for a protein of 354 amino acids. NCBI's taxonomy places the organism in Eukaryota, Metazoa, Chordata, Chondrichthyes, Lamniformes, Lamnidae. The transcript has a single exon. Gene Ontology annotation, biological process: neuropeptide signaling pathway. Gene Ontology annotation, cellular component: membrane. Gene Ontology annotation, molecular function: urotensin II receptor activity. The record is from RefSeq and is a predicted model, not a curated record.